GUGGAAAAAAGGAUAAAAAGGGAUAGAUGAGAAGCUUGAGGGUGACCCACCACCUAAACCACCUUAUAAACCCCUCUUCCAAACUAGCCAUCACAUGACACAAGCACACAACUCGAUCAGUUCCUCUUGGCUAGCUACUAGGCUAGCUAGCUAGUUUCCUCCUUCCUCCAACCCCUCUUUUUCAUCUCAUCUCUCUCUCUCUCUCAUCUCCUAUUGAUGUUUAUUUUCUCUGGUCUCACAACUUGAGAGACUUGUGAAAAGAAACUGAAAUACAGAGAGAUAGAGAUCAUGUCGAUGAGCUUCUUGAGCAUGGUGGAGGCGGAGCUGCCACCGGGGUUCCGGUUCCACCCGAGGGACGACGAGCUCAUCUGCGACUACCUGGCGCCCAAGCUCGGCGGCAAGGUCGGCUUCUCCGGCCGCCGGCCACCCAUGGUCGACGUCGAUCUCAACAAGGUCGAGCCAUGGGAUCUCCCCGUGGCGGCAUCAGUGGGGCCACGGGAGUGGUACUUCUUCAGCCUCAAGGACCGGAAGUACGCGACGGGGCAGCGGACGAACCGGGCGACGGUGUCGGGCUAUUGGAAGGCGACGGGGAAGGACCGGGUGGUGGCGCGGCGAGGGGCGCUGGUGGGGAUGAGGAAGACACUGGUGUUCUACCAGGGGAGGGCGCCCAAGGGCAGGAAGACCGAGUGGGUGAUGCAUGAGUACAGGAUGGAGCCUGCUCUUGACCCAUCCUCAUCCUCCAACUUCUCCUCCAACUCCAAGGAUGAAGAUUGGGUGCUAUGCAGAGUCAUCUGCAAGAAGAAACUAGCAGGAGGAGGUGGCAGCUCCAAGGCAUCAAGGAGCCUGGUCUGCAAUGGCAGCCGUGAGGCUGCGCCAACCACCUCGCCACCACUGCCAGCCCUCAUGGACACCACCCUAGCACAGCUCCAGGCCGCCAUGAACACCACCACCACCACCGGCGCCGGCGCACUUGAGCAGGUGCCCUGCUUCUCCAGCUUCAACAACAACAUUGCCAGCAACAGCAACGGCAAUGGCAACAGCGCUGCUGCUACUGCAGCAGCAGUAGCUCAGCCAUGCUACCUGCCCAUGGCCACAGGCGGCAGCCAUGGCAUGAUGAGCUACCUGGACCAUGGCCUGCUGCCUGAACUGGGCAGCUGCUUUGAUCCUCUCAACAGCGACAAGAAGCUGCUCAAGGCAGUGCUGAGCCAGUUCGGCGGUGACGUGGUGCCAAGCCUGCAGCAUGAGAUGGCUGCCGCUGCCACUGCCACUUCCACUUGGAUGAAUCACUUCUAGGAAAAUCAAUUCAGCAAACCUAAGUACUAUGUUGUUGGUGAUAUAUUGCAUAUAUGAGAGAUAUAUAUACAUAUUGUGUGGUGAAACAUUUAUGUGUGAGUAGUAGAGGAUGCAACAUUUUUUCUGCCUAUCGAUUCAGAUGAGGCAAGGAAAAUUAGGAGUAAAACUCUGUAAUGGCUGUUGUUGAAGUGUGUAUAUUCAGAUGCAGAGGUAUGUCAUGAGUGAUGAGGAGAAUUUCAGAUUGAUCAUUUACAAUAAUUCACAUA
Messenger RNA from Sorghum bicolor (sorghum), 1559 nucleotides. Its product is annotated as NAC domain-containing protein 21/22-like. The transcript has 3 exons. Bases 289 to 1293 code for a protein of 334 amino acids. The record is from RefSeq and is a predicted model, not a curated record. Gene Ontology annotation, molecular function: DNA binding. NCBI's taxonomy places the organism in Eukaryota, Viridiplantae, Streptophyta, Magnoliopsida, Poales, Poaceae. Gene Ontology annotation, biological process: regulation of DNA-templated transcription.